Ceratotherium simum simum (southern white rhinoceros) is the source of this 2037-nucleotide messenger RNA. RefSeq names its product putative ATP-dependent RNA helicase DDX53. Lineage: Eukaryota; Metazoa; Chordata; Mammalia; Perissodactyla; Rhinocerotidae. The record is from RefSeq and is a predicted model, not a curated record. Gene Ontology annotation, molecular function: RNA binding; ATP binding; RNA helicase activity.
AAGAGAGAGAGGUCUCAGGGGAUGUCUUCCCCGAACUCUAGGUAGGCAGAGGCCCUCACCAACCCUACCAUUACGCAGCAAUGGCCUGGGCCCCAGAGCGGAAGAGGGCAGAGCCUAGAGAUGGCGGGGCCAGCCGGGAUGGCAGGGCCGGCCGGGGCGGCUGGAGCGGCAGGGGCGGCUGGGGCGGCAGGGGCGGCAGCGGCCCCUCCAGCUCCCUGGAGCCUAGGGCCUGCAGCUCCGGAGACCCACCCCUCUGCUUCAGAUUAAAGAACAGUAUGAUUGGGGUGGUGAUCGGUCGCGGUGGAUCGAAAAUAAAAGACAUCCAGAGUGCGACAAGCACCAAAAUACAGAUCAUAAAAGGUGAUUCUGAAGCCGAGGUGAAAAUUUUCGGCACCAGAGAAAUGAAAGCUAAAGCCAAAGCAGCUAUAGAAACUCUUGUUAAAAAGCAAGAAGCUAGGUGCGGUUUGGGAUCCAGUGUCGAUAAUGCUGCGUCCCAACCCUCUGUUGCAAGAGGCGUCAGCACAGAUAACGUUGCUAAAGUUCGGCCGCUGAUAGAUUGGGACCACGUAAGGGCGGAGGUUGUGGAGUGGGAAAAGAGGAAAUGGGCGGAUUUACCACCAAUUAAGAAACACUUCUACGUAGAAUCCAGAGCAACAAGCUCAUUAUCUCAAGUGCAAGUAGACGCUUGGAGAAAGGAGAAUUUCAACAUCGUGUGUGACGACUUGAAAGAUGGUGAAAAACGUCCCAUCCCCAAUCCAACCUGUACAUUUGAAGAUGCUUUCCAGCAAUAUCCCGAGCUUAUGAAAAGCAUCAAGAAAGCAGGGUUCCAAAAGCCAACGCCAAUUCAGUCACAGGCAUGGCCGAUUGUUCUACAAGGAAUAGAUCUCAUAGGAGUUGCCCAAACUGGAACAGGCAAAACAUUGUCCUAUUUAAUGCCUGGGUUUAUUCACCUCCACUCGCAGCCAAUCUCUCGAGGACAAAGAAAUGGACCUGGCAUGCUAGUCCUUACACCCACUAGGGAAUUAGCUCUGCAGGUGGAAGCGGAAUGUUCUAAGUAUUCAUAUAAAGGUCUUAAAAGUGUUUGUAUAUAUGGCGGCGGAAAUAGGAAAGAACAAAUCCAAGACAUCACCAAAGGCGUGGACAUCGUUAUUGCAACUCCCGGACGACUGAAUGAUCUGCAAAUGAAUAAGUUUGUCAACCUAAGAAGCAUAACCUACUUAGUCUUAGAUGAAGCAGAUAAAAUGUUGGAUCUGGGGUUUGAACACCAGAUCAUGAAGAUUUUAUUAGAUGUGCGCCCAGACCGGCAGACUGUCAUGACAAGUGCAACUUGGCCAGAUACCAUUCGUCAACUUGCAAAAUCUUAUUUGAAAGAGCCUAUGAUUGUUUAUGUUGGUACUCUGGAUCUAGUUGCCGUAAAUACGGUGAAGCAAAAUAUAAUUGUCACCACAGAGGAAGAAAAACGAUCUCUUAUGCAAGAAUUCCUACAGAGCCUGUCACCCGAAGACAAAGUCAUCGUGUUUGUCAGCCGAAAACUUGUUGCAGAUGACUUAUCAAGCGAUUUAAGCAUCCAGGGCAUACCGGUACAAUCCCUGCAUGGCAACAGAGAGCAGUGCGAACGGGAGCAGGCGUUAGAGGACUUUAGAAGCGGAAAAGCGAAAAUAUUGAUAGCUACCGACUUAGCAUCCCGAGGUCUCGAUGUUAACGAUGUCACACACGUGUAUAAUUACGACUUCCCACGGAAUAUUGAAGAAUACGUCCACAGAGUAGGGCGUACUGGAAGAGCAGGGAAGACUGGAGUAGCUGUUACCCUUAUGACUCGAGAUGAUGGGAAGGUUGCCGCGGAAUUGAUUCAGAUUCUGAAAAGAGCCAAUCAAAGUGUCCCAGAAGAUCUUCUAACAAUGGCAGAGCAAUACAAGUCACGUAAAGAAAGAAAUGACCCGGGAAAAAAAUCAAGAAGGCCUCAAGGAAAAGCCAAGGACUUUCACUGAUGUCUACAUUGAAAACUUGUGCCAGGCUACUGGAAGAUUCAAGUUGUGU